This is a messenger RNA of Amborella trichopoda, 1134 nucleotides long. RefSeq names its product EID1-like 3 (gene EDL3). NCBI's taxonomy places the organism in Eukaryota, Viridiplantae, Streptophyta, Magnoliopsida, Amborellales, Amborellaceae. The record is from RefSeq and is a predicted model, not a curated record.
GCGAGUGAAGCAGCAGGAAAAAGAACAAAAAGAGAGAGAGAGAGAGGGGAAUCGAAUGGAUUUAAAAAAGCAGAAAAGGUGGAGGAGGGAUGAGGAAGAGCGCGGGUUUCUAAACGAGCGGGUGCUAAUGCUGGUGUUCAGGCGGAUGAAUUGGGAGCCCCACGCCCUCAGCCACGCCGCCUGUGUGUCGAAGAAGCUCGAGGCUGUUGCGAAGCGGCUGCUGUGGCGCGAGUUGUGCGUCGCGCGGGCUCCUCGCAUUGUGGCGGCCCUCACUGCGGAGGCACCGUCUGGGCGCAUUGAUGGCGGGUGGCCGGCCCUCGCGAAAUUGUUCCUCUUCUGCUGUGGGUUCCGGCCCUCACGUCACUUUAAAACUGAGGCUUGCCUCCCGGGCCACUCUGUGCACCAGUCCCGGUUCUCGAAGACGUCGGGAAAGAGCUUCCUGUUGAGGCAAUGCAGGGGGGAUCUGUUGUAUGUGAGCGACCCCUGCGAGCAUAGCAUUGGGCACUGUGAAGAUGAGAUUGGGGUGUAUAGAGGAGUGUUCAGGAGGUUCGGGAAGUCGAGGACUUUGGCAUGCUUGAUAAGGCGGAGAGUGAGGCUGGAGGCUGGGACUGUGUGCCCCUACUGCCGGGCCGGGGUGUGGAGCAUGACAGCGGCAGGGAUGGUGCCGAGGAGUGCGGCGCGGAGGCUGGGGGCAUGCGAUGGUUGCCUGGAGUACUUUGUGUGCGUCAACGGCCACUUGCAUGGCAGCUGCUGGCUGGUGCCCUUGUCCGCCGACGAAGGUGAUGAUGAUGACGCCGAAGAUAUCGGUGAUGAGAAGCCUAACAAAAUCUCGGGCUUUUGCAAUUGAGAGGUUUGAUUUUGGGGCCGGGAAGUACACGAGAGGACACUAUUUUUUGAAGCUCCCCUCCUUUUCCCUGCUAUUUGUGCACUGUAAGAUUGGUGUGUGAACAUUUAUUCAAAUAAAAACUCCUUCCCUCUACUUUUUCCUCCUCGGUGGGUCGGAAUCUACUGUUUUUGUUGGCAUUAGGGGUCGGGUAUGUCCGAGUAGAUAUCACAUAGCCCCGGUGGGGUCUGUAUACCGCACUUUUUUUUAAAAUUAUUGCUACAUGGUUUCUUCCUCUGUUUUCUGAGUUA